Messenger RNA from Fulmarus glacialis (Northern fulmar), 1944 nucleotides. It is a transcript of the gene REDIC1, whose product is annotated as chromosome unknown open reading frame, human C12orf40. The transcript has 10 exons. Bases 1 to 1944 code for a protein of 647 amino acids. NCBI's taxonomy places the organism in Eukaryota, Metazoa, Chordata, Aves, Procellariiformes, Procellariidae. The record is from RefSeq and is a predicted model, not a curated record.
AUGAGGAAGCCGGUCCACAUUGAUAUCACUGAAGAUGUAAAAAUACCUGUUAGGAGACACAACAUAGAGCUUCCCACGUCACCACUACGUGUACAACAUACAUCAAACUUAGAUGACAACCAGAACAGGUUACAAAAGCAAGUAUUGGACAGCAGAAGGCAGCAUCUCUCAGAGAAAGUAAAAUACCAGCAUAAUUUAUCACAAGUAACAGAAUUAACGUAUGCUGACUCUACUACGGAACAUGAAGACAACAUAGCAAGAGCUUUUAGUGCCUGUCCGUUGUCCUCUUCUGUUUUUUGGUCCUCUAACUGUACACAAUUUUCAGAAGAAAAUUUCAACACAAACCUAAUGGGCAACACUUGGGAACAAACCUAUGAAGAGAAGCUGCAAAACCAGCCAGGAAAUAGUUCUGAUCAAGACCCUUGGAUUACAAAACCUCCGAGCCCGUGUAUUUUCAGGAAGUCCGAUGCAGUUCCUCAGGAACUGUUUAAGCCAUUGCAUAGGAUAGACUAUAUGAAUUCUGCCAGGAAAAAUCCAGUGAUAAUGACCAGUAAUGAAUCAGAAAACAGUGAAGGAAUAAAAGAACCGUUGUUUGAUGUUGUGAAAGAAACUGCAGAAUUGAAAGGUCCCCAAGACGGAAGUGAUUGUUCCUUUCUAGCACUGUUCGAAGAUGAGAGCGAACCAAUCCAUAAUAAUCCUUCCACAAAGCAUUUUAAUCCUUUUGUUAACCAAAGCAGUACUGCCAUUUUUUUCAUUGAUCCUGAUGAUGGAAAUCAAAUGACCAACAGAAAUUAUCCUUAUCAUACUAGAGAGGCUUAUCCUGCAAUCAAUGCAAAAAAAAGUUCUGUAGACAGACAACUUGAAGGCAUUUUCACAGCUCCAGAACAGGUUUUACUUAACAGUAACAAUGCCACAAGUGCAAGCUACAAGAAAACCAGUGGACUUCAUAAAGCCCACCUGCAGGACUGUCAUGAGGGACAGCACUACUUCAUAACCUCUGAAAACAAAGAAAAACCUGCAAACCUUGAAAAAAGUGAGACAUUUGCUUAUCCCCAUGAUCAGCGGCUUAACUUAAAGGAGAAUGUACAGAACUAUUCAAGAAAAAAAAGUGACGAUGAGUCUGUGAAAGAGUCAGCCUGGAGACAGAACCAGCUCUUUGGAUUUGAAGAGUUCACAACAGCACAAGAGAAAGAGUAUAAGUUUGGAGUGAGUUCAAAUCUUCACGAGAUGGAGAAGGAUGUGGAGUCGUCACUCAGCAGCCAGUCUCCCAGUUACUCUCCAAGGCAGACAGAGAGCUGUUUCAGCUCUAGUCCUGACACGGCUGAAGAGGAAGACACAGCCAAAAAGAAGGAAUAUCUGAAUGAACGGUCUUUGAAGAUAGAUGAUGCCAACCUGAUCUCAGCCUCAGCAAGUACAGAGCCCCCCAAGACCUCUUGCACCAGAACUGUGCCUCUCCCGCCCAGCAGUAUUUUGGCUAGAGAAGCAGCAAACCAUCUUCAGGAGAAAGACUCUAUUUUUUGUGCCACAGAGAAGGAAAAUAAAAACCACGCUGCGCCACCUGAGGGCAGCUCAUUACACCAAGCCCUUAAGAGAGAGCAUGUCACUCGCAGUGUCAGGUGUGAUGUUUGGUCGCAGACUGAGAGCUCUGUUACAGAAGUAGAGAAAGUGGAUGUUGCCACCCAGUGUGGCACCACGCAGGUGUGCAGCUGUGGGAGCUCCCUUCCUUCUGCCCGCAGCCCGGGGGGAAUCCCUCCUCCCAGCACCGCAGGCACCGCUGGAGGGCACAAAAUGCCAGCACAUGAGGCGCUGCAGCCUGCAGGCACAAGCAGCACAGCAGAAAUAGCGGCGUUUUCUUCUGAAACCGAAUAUCUGAGUUUGGCUGGCAGAAGGACUCUGGAGGUACUAAACUAUAUUGAUAUAAUGAAAGAGAGAGAUAAGCAGUGA